GGCUUCCCGCUGCGGAAAUAAAAGAUAUCCGCUGGACUACACACCAAACCGCGCACCGGCAUCAAGACCCGGCCGCCCUUUCGGCGACCAGGUACUCCCCUUCCAGCCAUCCUCCCAAAAGUCCCACCCCGAGCCCCGGCAGCAACCAAAGCAUUACCCUCUCUCGUGGAAAGCCGGGGAAAAAAAAAGUAAAAAAGGGAAAGCCAACCAUCUAUCUAUUUAUCUGCAGAAGAAGAGGACUGGAGCCGAUUUCUUUUUCUGUCUCCAUAAUAUUCAUACUUCAUAGCCAUCCUCAUCCCAGGUGUCCGAGAAUAAAAAUUUGCAAGGAAUCUCCUCACCGAACUAUCUUUUGUGGCUUAAGAUUUAUAAUAUUGGCCACCACCACCAGCAGCUCCAGCUAUCGAUCGUUUUCUUGAUGCUUCCACCGAACCAGCCAUGGCCUCGAUCCGCCGCUCCUCCUCCGCCUACCGCCCGGGCCUCCUCUCCCCGCCGCCGCCGCCGCCGCCAUCCCCUUUCCGCCGCCUUCUGAUGAUGGGCGCCUACCUCCCGCGGCACCCCCGCACGGCAGGCCACCGCUCCUCCUGGCGGCGGCCCCUCCUCCGCUUCCUCCUCUUCUUACUCCUCGGCUUUUUGCUGGGCCUCUCCCCCUUCGCCGACCUCGACGACUCCGGCCUCCGCCCCCAUGACUUCUCCUUCGACAACGACGGCGGGCCCCCCCGCCGGGAUCUCGCCGCCCUCGUCCGCUCGACGCCUUGGGAGAUCGAGAUCGUGCGGCCGGAGGGCCUCGUCACCGUCGAGCUCGAGGCCAAGAACGAGGAGGAAGGCCCUGGCGAGCCCGAUCCGCGGUCCCUCGGAAAGCUCCUCAUCGUUGUCACCCCGACCUACAACCGCGCCCUCCAGGCCUAUUACCUCAACCGGCUGGGCCAGACUCUGAGGCUCGUGCCGCCGCCCCUUCUCUGGAUCGUGGUGGAGAUGAACGCCGCCUCCAUGGAGACGGCCCAGAUCCUCAGGAGGACGGGAGUCAUGUACCGCCAUCUGGUCUGCUUGAAGAACUCCACCGACAUUAAGGACCGAGGCGUCCACCAGCGGAACACGGCGCUCGAGCACAUCGAGCGGCACCGUCUCGAUGGUAUCGUGUACUUUGCCGACGACGACAACAUCUACUCGCUCGAGCUGUUCGACCACAUGAGGGACAUCAGGAGAUUUGGCACUUGGCCUGUUGCAAUGCUUGCUAAAAGCAAAAAUAAGGCAAUACUAGAAGGCCCAGUAUGCAAUGGAAGUCAAGUGAUUGGUUGGCACACAAAUGAGAAAAGCAAGAGACUUCGAAGAUUUCAUGUUGACAUGUCAGGAUUUGCAUUCAACAGCACGAUACUGUGGGACCCGAGAAGGUGGCACCGCCGAACCUCAAAAGCCAUCAGGCAACUAGACACAAUAAAGGAGGGUUUUCAGGAAACAACAUUUAUAGAACAGAUAAUUGAAGAUGAAAGUCAAAUGGAAGGCCUGCCAAAUAAUUGCUCAAGGAUCAUGAAUUGGCAUCUUCACUUGGAAGCUAGAAAUCUGGUUUAUCCUAAAGGGUGGCAAGUCUCAAGAAAUCUUGAUGUUGUCAUUCCUUUGAAAUAUAUAUAGCAGCUUUGGCAAGCAAAUGUCUAUGUAUGCAAUCAUCGCGUGAGUGGGCCUUCUAUGCUGGUUGACUUCUCAAAACAAAACACCUACUUGAAUUCGUGGUCAUUUCUACCACCACCAGACAUGCCUUUAUACAAAUAUUCAUUCAAUAUUCUUUCAGGGAGGGAGCAAUCUGACUGUGAUACUGGUCCAUAUUCUUUGGAAGUAUACACAAUGAUGUACACAUUCGUUACAGAGGAGCUUCUGUAUUAUUAAUUUUUUUUUUUAGAAGCUUUUGUAUCUAAAAAAUCUCCUGAAGUGUUUUCAUGUAAGAAGUUGUUCUCAGCGUCAAUUUUGUGCUCAGCUCUAGAAUCGGCGGCA
This is a messenger RNA of Elaeis guineensis (African oil palm), 1983 nucleotides long. Its product is annotated as probable beta-1,4-xylosyltransferase IRX9H. NCBI's taxonomy places the organism in Eukaryota, Viridiplantae, Streptophyta, Magnoliopsida, Arecales, Arecaceae. Gene Ontology annotation, cellular component: Golgi membrane. The record is from RefSeq and is a predicted model, not a curated record. Gene Ontology annotation, biological process: plant-type secondary cell wall biogenesis; glucuronoxylan biosynthetic process. Gene Ontology annotation, molecular function: xylosyltransferase activity; galactosylgalactosylxylosylprotein 3-beta-glucuronosyltransferase activity.